AUGAAAAGUGUUUCUUUUUGCUGCUUAGUGUUAUUUCUGAGCUACUCGUUUGGCUCGGAAUUUGAUGUAAAGAUUUUGUGCAAAGACAUAAGAAAUCGCGACUUUUUGGGCCAGGUAGCUUACUGGACUAGCACAUUACAUCCUUACAGACAACAGACGAAUUUUUUUGUAUCUUCAAACAAACAUAGAUAUGCUGAAAAAAUUUACAAAAAUAUGUGGUACAAUCUCAUCAAUAUCGACGAUGGCUCGUUUGAUCCGAAGAAAAAAACAGCUAUCAUCAUUCACGGUUAUAGAUCUGGAGCGCUAAAUAAGUGGACGAUAGAGCUUAAAGAUAAGCUCUUGGAAGCAAAACUGAAAGAUCAUUUCGACAAUGAAGCAAGGCUUGGUGUUUCCAAUCGUGACACAUGGCAGUGGAAUCAUUUGCACUUUAUCGGUCAUAGUCUCGGUGCACAUGUUAGUGCUCAAACGGCUCAUCUUUUAAAAAAUGACACUUUCUGGCAUCUGGAUAGAAUCACUGGAUUAGAUCCGGCUAGGCCAUGUUUUACGCAGGCAAACUCGCCCACCACGCUUGAUAAAGGGGACGCUGCCUAUGUCGACGUGAUACACACGCAAAUCGGACACGAGACUCGUUUUUUGCAAGCUUUAGGAAUAGACAGAGCUUUAGGACACACUGAUUUUUAUGUCAGUACUGGAGUCAAACAGUUACAAUGCCAUGAUGACUAUCCACUUUUCGAAAUGAUUUGCAGUCAUCAAGCCUCUUACGAAUAUUUUAUCGCGACCUUGGAAAUUUUCAAAAAUAGAGAUGAAUGUGGCUUUCCAGCUUAUCCUUGGAAUGGUUCUCCUAAAGAUGCUCUAGAAAUUGUACAAGAAAUCGCAAAAUCAGGAAAUCGUGGAUGCGAAACUUGUCCAAAAAUGGGAAUUGAAGCUGGGCCGAAUUCGCGAAAGGGCGUAUUUUUGGUGAUCAGUAGUUCGAAAAAACCAUAUUGCGAAGUUUCAAACAGAGAGUUGCUGUUCAUUGUAAAAAUGACUCAGAAAUUAAAGGCGAAUCAAACUUAAGGAAGUAGAAGAGUAAGAGACGAGGAGGGCAUUUCUUUAUUAUAUAUUAUUAUUUUAUUUUUAUUUUUCUUACCAAUGUACGAGUGAUGGAACGAAAAAUGAAGUCGCUCAAAACGACUUUUGACUAG
Trichogramma pretiosum is the source of this 1184-nucleotide messenger RNA. Its product is annotated as pancreatic lipase-related protein 2-like. The record is from RefSeq and is a predicted model, not a curated record. Gene Ontology annotation, molecular function: lipase activity. Bases 1 to 1056 code for a protein of 351 amino acids. The transcript is spliced from 6 exons. Lineage: Eukaryota; Metazoa; Arthropoda; Insecta; Hymenoptera; Trichogrammatidae.